AUGACCACCACGCCCAUUGACGAAGUCAGGGAGAAGGAAGCUGUCUGGACAGGACGUGCACCACACCGGCUGCGACCUCCGAAAGACGCGCCUCGCAGCAGGACACAUUCGCAAGUUAUCCCUCAUCAACGCGAACCCAAGUCGAACCGCAUCGAAGUCUCCGUGGAGGUCCUUGGUAAAGCGCUCGAGUACCUCGGGAAGCUUCGAGAGAUCCAUUUGAAAGAUGUCCACCUCAUACCCUCCCCCGCAACCGAUCUAGCACCCCUCCGAGGAAACCCCCUCCAGGCGCUCACUCUCUCAUCGGACCGUGCAGGAGACCUCACGACGGACGCCAUUUCCCACCUCAUGCAGCUCUUCUCGACCGGGAUCACCACCUUCGCCCUCGACGGGAGCGUCGAGACCUCACAGCCUCUCACCACCGGCGCCGCGAAGCUCCCCGCUAUCCCCAAUCCCCUCAACGGCCCCCGGGGACUCAAGAAGCUCUCGCUCGGGCUCUUCGCCGACGAGUCCUUCGACUCCGUCCUCAAAGGUGCGGAGCACCUGGAGACGCUCUUCGUGCACAUCCCCCACCCGCUCGACCACCCCGAGCCCGACGGCGUUCCCGCGUACCCAGACCCCGCCCUCUGGCGCGCGCUCAACCUCCGCGCGCUGGCCGCGCGGCACGCGCACACCUCGCGCGCGCACGCGGAGAUCCUCGCCGCGCUCCCCGAGAGCGUGCGCACCGUCGAGCUCCGGUUCGUGUACGCGGCGCGCGUCGCGGAGGUGUGCGCGUCCGCGGAGUGGGCGCGCGUGAAGGGCGCGCUCGAGCGCGCGCGGACGCGCGGGCUGGAGGAGCUCAAGUGCGUGGUCUACGCCGAGCGCCCCGAGUGCUGGCUGCCGCCGUGGAUGGACGGCAGAGCCAGCGCGCGUGGGAGAGCGAAAGAAGGGAGCGAAGGAGACAGGGAGGCGCUGCGGGCCGAGUAUGGUGCGGCGUUGAAGAAGGCGUUUCCUGGCAUGGGUAAAGAGCUGGUCGUUGAAAUGGUCCACUGA
Epithele typhae is the source of this 1029-nucleotide messenger RNA. RefSeq lists its product as uncharacterized. Bases 1 to 1029 code for a protein of 342 amino acids. The record is from RefSeq and is a predicted model, not a curated record. NCBI's taxonomy places the organism in Eukaryota, Fungi, Basidiomycota, Agaricomycetes, Polyporales, Epitheliaceae. The transcript is spliced from 5 exons.